This is a messenger RNA of Schistocerca nitens (vagrant locust), 1208 nucleotides long. Its product is annotated as serine/arginine-rich splicing factor 4-like. Lineage: Eukaryota; Metazoa; Arthropoda; Insecta; Orthoptera; Acrididae. The coding region runs from base 169 to 1053 and encodes 294 amino acids. The record is from RefSeq and is a predicted model, not a curated record. The transcript has 6 exons.
UAUAUUUACAUUGUUUGUUGUGAUAGGUUAUAGGUAGAAUGUAAGUAAUGCGUUUAGAUAUCUAAGGUAUGAACAAGCCUUAUGAUUCCGGACAUUAGUAGCAAGUAGUGUUGUUGAUAUUAUUCAUUGCCGAAUAAUUAUAAGGGCGCCUGUAUCUGUAAAGUUACAAUGAGCAGAUAUUCAAGCGACUCAAACUCUAGUCGAGGAGAAGAUCAUUAUCGGAAGAAAAAAAAGUCGAAUAGAACUGGAGGAAGGUCAAGAAGCUGUUCAUACUCCAGCAGUGACAGUAGUUAUUCUAAACGGCACUCACGAAAGCACAAGAGGGGAAAACAUCACCACUCUCAUAGUAGGGAUCAUUAUGGCAAAAGAAUGCUCAAUGACCAGUCACACUCAAAAAGUAGGACCCAUAGCAGGCGAUCCAGAGAGAGAUCAAGGUCACUAUCAAGAGAGAGAUCACAUGACCGUAUAAUAUCCAGAUCUAAAAAGAAGGUUAAAAGGCAUUCUAGGUCCCGAUCUCCAUCCAAGUCCAGACACAGAUAUAGAUCUUACUCGAGGUCACUAUCGAAAGACAAAUCAAGAUCACGUUCACGUUCCGUACAGAGAUCUCUGUCACAGAGUUCGAGAGACUCCCAGCUGUAUACUAAAAUUAAGACAGAGAAACAAGAUCAAAAAGAAAACAGUGAAGUUAAUGAAGGACAGAAAGAAAAUGGAAAAAGUUUGAAAGAGCAAAUUACAGAAAGUGCAGAAAAGAUUCUCGGGAUUACUGUUACAGGAAUCACUUCUCUGGGACCAUCACAAAGUGUUUUGGACAAAUUGAAUAGUCCUGGAUUUGAGCAGAGAUCAUUUGUAUCAACAAAAUCUGCUGGGAGAAUACCGGAUAAAGCACUGGAAGUUGAAGUAGAAGCACCUGCUCCGCCACUGUUGACAAAUGAUGAUGAUCCAAAAAGUAUAUUUCACUCAAGAUUAUUUUCAGAUCAGCAACGAAUGGAAAAAUGGAUUAAGAAGUUGUUCCACCUCCGCCAAAAAGCUGUAAAUGGUGAACCUAUUAUUUAAUUACUGUUAAUUACUGUUAUAUGAUUUUUAUUUUCUGAAAUUGGAAACUACAAUUUUAUAUUGUAAAGUAACAUGGAUGUUAUUCUAAAAGUAUAUAAACAACAAGAGUUCAACAUGUAAACUAUUAUCUGCAAAUAAAAUACAUUUAAACUCUU